This is a messenger RNA of Lactuca sativa (garden lettuce), 492 nucleotides long. RefSeq lists its product as uncharacterized. NCBI's taxonomy places the organism in Eukaryota, Viridiplantae, Streptophyta, Magnoliopsida, Asterales, Asteraceae. The record is from RefSeq and is a predicted model, not a curated record. Gene Ontology annotation, biological process: proteolysis. Gene Ontology annotation, molecular function: aspartic-type endopeptidase activity.
AUGCCAUACCCAGCCCGAGCUAAGAAGGAGAAGCAGGAAGAGGAGUAUCAGAAGUUUCUAGAUCAUAUCAAGGCUCUUCAAAUCAACAUACCCUUCAUUGAAGCCGUCAUGCAAAUGCCCAAAUAUGAAAAUUUCCUUAAGGAACUCCUCACUAAUAGAAAGAAGAUGGAAGAAGUAAAGAAGGUAGUCCUUAAUGAAAACUACUCAGCUGCUAUACUGAAUAAGCUACCAAAGAAGAAGGGUGACCCGGGGAGUUUGAUUUUACCUUGCCAAUUUGGCAACUUGGCUACCAUUCAUGCCUUAGCCGAUUCGGGAGCAAGUGUGAACCUAAUGCCAUAUUCAUUCUUCAAGAAGCUGGAUCUCCCGGAACCAAGGCCAAUUCGCAUGGCAAUUCACUUGGCAAACAAGACGGUCACUUUCCCAAGAGGCAUAUGCGAAGACUUACUAGUCAAGGUGGACAAAUUCGUCUUCCCGCUGAUUUCAUCAUUCUAG